Molecule: messenger RNA, 729 nt
Organism: Acanthosepion pharaonis
Lineage: Eukaryota; Metazoa; Mollusca; Cephalopoda; Sepiida; Sepiidae
Source: the annotation of a GenBank genome assembly
AUGUUGAAGCCUAUUCAUUAUCUAUCUAUCUAUCUAUCUAUCUAUCUAUCUAUCUAUCUAUCUAUCUAUGUUCAUAUCUACUUAGACUGGAGUAGAGUCGACUUUCUUUCUUUCUUUCUUUCUUUCUUUCUUUCUUUCUUUUAUCACCUUUCUUUCUUUCUUUCUUUCUUUCUUUCUUUCUUUUUUUUUUUUUUUCUUUCUAUUAGUUCUUUCUUUUUUUUCUUUUUGUUUUUUUUUUUCUGUCAUCUUUCUUUUCUUUCUUUUUUUAUUGAUUUGUUCUUUUGUUUAUUUCUGUUUUAUCUUUUCCGUCACCUUUUUUUUUCUUUCUAUCUUUCUUUCUUUCUUUCUUUCUCUCUUUCUUUCUUUCUUUCUUUCUUUCUUUCUUUCUUUCUAUUAGUUCUUUCUUUUGAUUCUUUUUGUUUUUCUUUUCUGUCAUCUUUCUUUCUUUCUUUCUUUUUAUUGAUGUGUUCUUUUGUUUAUUUCUGUUUUAUCUUUUCCGUCACCUUUUUUUUUCUUUCUACCUUUCUUUCUUUCUUCCUUCCUUUCUUUCUUUAUCUCCUUCUUUCUUUGUUUUCUUAUUUCUUUCUUUCUUUUUCUAUUAUCACCUUUCUUUCUUUCUUUCUUUCUUUCUUUCUUUCUUUCUUUCUUUCUUUCUUUCUUUCUGUGUUAUUUUUAUUUUUUUCCUUUUUUCUUUUCCAGUGUUAUCAUUUUUUCUUUAAUCUCCAUUAA